GCGCUUGGUUGGCGGAAGUGACGUCAGGUUCAAGGAAGUGUCAUGGAGAAACCGUGAGAGACCGGAAAAGGCCGCUUCCCGCGAACAGCUUAGUUACCGAUCCCCGACACGGGCGAGAAUCAGCGAGAAAGACAAACAGGCCACGGGAGGGCGAGCUCCUAUUUUUGCCCCACCAUGCCGGCUCUUUUGGAGAGACCCAAACUCUCUAACACCAUGGCUCGUGCCCUCCACAGACACGUGAUGAUGGAGCGCGAACGCAAGAGGCAGGAGGAGGAAGAGGUGGAUAAGAUGAUGGAACAAAAGCUUCGAGACGAGCAGGAGAGGAGGCGGAAGAAAGAGAUGGAGGAGCGCAUGUCCCUGGAGGAGACCCGCGAGCAGAUCAUGAAACUCCAGGAUAAGCUGAAUUCUCUGCAGGAGGAGAAACACCAACUCUUCCUACAACUCAAGAAAGUCCUCCAUGAAGAGGAGAAGAGGAGGCGGAAGGAGCAGAGCGAUCUAACGACCCUGACAUCGGCCGCCUAUCAGCAGGGUAUGGUGAUGCAUACCGGGGCCCAUCUCAUUAACAUGCAGGGCAGCCCAGGGGCUCAUUCUCGGCACAGCUCCCUCAUGGCGGAUCGAGCCAAGCAGAUGUUUGGACCUCCAGUGAUCUCGAGCCGUCACUAUUCCUCACAGCCGUCCUUUAGCCCAACAGCCGCCGAGCAUGGCCAGUACCAGACCAGCCAAUCGAGUCACAGCCCGUACACUGUAAGCCAAUCGCAGCACAGUUUUGGGGCGGGCCAGGCCGGGCCUGUGAGUUACGCGGGGAGCCAGCCAAUCAGAGGUGCGUCUGCCUUCCAGACCAUGCAGUAUCUCUCCCACCAGCAGCCCGGCUAUACCGUGCACGGCCAUUACACCGGUGCCCACGCAGGGUUUAUGCCCCCGAGCAGUGGGAUCCCCCUCCAGAAGCAGCUGGAACACGCGAACCAGCAGUCUGGAUUCACCGACUCUUCCACGCUUCGUCCCAUGCACCCCCAGGCUCUCCACCCCGGACAGACUCUCCUCCCUGCCCCACAGAUCGCUGUCCCCAUGCAACCUUCUAAGUCCGGCUUCCAGGCGUCUCCUCAGCAGAAUCCUCGCCUCCCCUUCAUGCAGCACGGCCAGCCCCAGCGCUUCUACCACAAGUAACGGCAGCGCCGGCCCCCGAGGAGUGCGCCGGCCCCCGAGGAGCGCCCCGUCAACGAUCUUCUGCGGCCCCUUCCCAGUCGUUCUCCUGCUUUCCUGUGGCUCUCAAUAAAGUUAAUCGUGUUCAA
Spea bombifrons (plains spadefoot toad) is the source of this 1289-nucleotide messenger RNA. RefSeq names its product G protein pathway suppressor 2 (gene GPS2). The coding region runs from base 175 to 1164 and encodes 329 amino acids. Lineage: Eukaryota; Metazoa; Chordata; Amphibia; Anura; Pelobatidae. The record is from RefSeq and is a predicted model, not a curated record. Gene Ontology annotation, biological process: regulation of transcription by RNA polymerase II. Gene Ontology annotation, cellular component: transcription regulator complex. The transcript has 11 exons. Gene Ontology annotation, molecular function: transcription coregulator activity.